AUGGACUUCGCAUCAAGCUUCCGAGCAACAGGUCAAAAUGCCUUCGCAGCACAUCAAUCUCCUCAGGUAAUCGGCAAACGCAACUUACCCUUUCAAAGUUUUAGGAAAAAGCUUGGCGUAUUCAUUUUGGUUCCUCAUUCUGAGAUCAUUUCCUAA
Messenger RNA from Haemonchus placei, 156 nucleotides. Lineage: Eukaryota; Metazoa; Nematoda; Chromadorea; Rhabditida; Trichostrongylidae. The record is from the annotation of a GenBank genome assembly.